Molecule: messenger RNA, 2760 nt
Organism: Prunus armeniaca (apricot)
Lineage: Eukaryota; Viridiplantae; Streptophyta; Magnoliopsida; Rosales; Rosaceae
Source: the annotation of a GenBank genome assembly
AUGGCCGCUGAUCAACGGAGAAAGCGCUUAAAUGGUGCUAGCAUCAUUGGCUGCAAUUCUAGGGAGCAACAUAAAGCAAAAAAUAAAAAUAUGGGAUUGCUUAAAGAUGAUUCAGACAUAAAUUCUCAUAUUUCUCUUGAGUGGGAUGGAAAUCAGAAAAUGGUGGUUGCCAAAAGCGAUCAAAUUGGCAUAAGGUGGAGAGAUUUGAGGCCAUUUAUUGAUUCUACUUUCAAUAGCCACAAUAUUUUGGCAGAUGUUUUUGCCGUUCCUGAGGGAAUCUAUGAUUUGGAAGAUUUGGAAGAUGUGCUUUCGUAUGAGGUUUGGCAGACUCAUCUAUCAGAGAAUGAGAGAAAGCAUCUGAUGCAGUUUCUUCCUAGAGGACCAGAGGCAGAGCAAGUUGUGCAAGCAUUGCUUUCUGGGGAUUACUUUGACUUUGGAAACCCUUUUCUUAAAUGGGGUGCUUCACUUUGCUCAGGUGAUUUCCACCCAGAUGCCAUUCUCCGCAGGGAACAGUGUCUAAAUACUGAUAAGAAAGCCUACUACAAGGAGUUGCAGAAGUAUCAUAAUGAUAUGAUUGCAUAUUUACUGAAGUUGAAGGAGAGAUGUGCAAGCUGUAAGGAUCCUGAAAAGGAAAUUGUGCAGAAAAUAUGGAGGUCAAGAAAUGAUAUGGAGAAAAAAAUAUCUUCACACGCAAAUGAAUCCAGAUUCCGCGAUCUUGAGGAAAAUACCACAGUUACAUCUGAAUCUUGUUCAUGGGUUGCAGAUGAGAAAGCUUGUAGUAGUGAUAACCAGAUUUCCUCAGUGGUCAAAGGGGGUAAACUUCAGAACAGGAUCUACGAGAAAGGUUUCGUAACGGACAAAGGUAGAAAUGUAUUGGUUACAGCAGAUGGGGCAGUUAAUGUAAGAGUGAGAUCCAAAACAGGAGACAGGCUACAUAAGCGUAAUUUCUACAGUAGCGACGGUGCUAAAUACAUGUCAUAUGUUAAGAUUAGCAAGAAACAGUAUGAAAUUGUUAAGAGUAUGAAGCAGUCUGGCAAAAGCAUUCAGUCCAGGUCUCUUAACCGGGUUUUAGGUAACCUUGAUAGCUUUGAUGUACAACCAUAUGAAGUCUUUGUGGAAGAAGAGCAGAAAAAGUUGCAUCAGCACUGGUUGCAAUUGGCAAAUAAAGAUCUCCCAGCAGCUUAUGCAAAUUGGAAAGAAAUGCAUCUACAGAGGCGGCAAAUGACAAAGUCUUUGGAGAAAGACAUGAAAAGGAGGCUAGAGUCCCUGGUGGAGGAUGAUGGAGGUGAUGAGAACCAUGAGAGCUUGCUUCAGGGUGAGAUAGAUAUUGGAGCAGAAGACCAUGAAUCUCCCUUGGAAGAUGAUGACAUGUCUGAACCUGGCUCCCCACAGGGUGAUGGGUGCAACCCCAUGGACAUGGAAGAUGAUGACAAGUCUUUGCAGAAGCUUACUAGUGGUGAUGAGUGCAACCCCACAGAUAUGGAUUCAGAAGAACAUUCCAGUACUGAAUCAGAUAAUGAUUCAGAAAAGCAUAUCAUUACAGAAUCAGGUCAUUCUCCUCCUAAUUUAUCGGAGUACGUGGAGAAUCUGAAUACUGCAAAUGAUACGGUAAGUCAGGGAGCCCAAUUAUGUGCUCGUAGAGAUGUCUGGAAGCCAGUUAGCAUGCCACAUUCACAUUCUUACUAUGAUUCUACCGCAAGCCAUGAAUAUUCAUCUACCAGUGAGUUAUCACUUGCGCAUCCACAAGUUAAUGAAGAACAACGAACACACUUAGUUGCUCUGGAGUCUGACUUGCCUGUGGGAGACACUGGGAAAGAUUUAUUGCACAGACAAUCAGAGAAUGGUUCCUUCAGUUACCCAAACCAAGAUCGAAAUGAAUUGCUUCAAUCUCUCUUUAAGGGCCAGAGCAUGUUACCCUACGAUCAUGAGCAGAAACAGACUGGGUUGGAUUUCCGACCACCAACCAAUGUGUUUACAGGAGAGGGUCAGUUUCGAGGGCAUUUUGAGGAGCAGCAACACCAGUCACUGCCUCUGGAGCAGGCACAUAAGAGAGAGAGUGAGGUUUAUAUGCAGCAAAACCUACCUGAGAACAUUUAUUCUGAUGGAGGUAGAUACUUAAUUUCAAGGCAGGAACAUCUGACUCCAAUCAAUGCGCAGGAUUGGGCUGUCAAUAGUCGUAUGCCAGGACCCCUCCAAUCUCACUUAGAUGGGGGAGAAAUGUUGAGCCAUAACUGGUUUUCUGGAGAGCCUCAAGUUCAUGGUGGAUGGUCUGCAUCAGGUGGUACUAGUGUCGCAAGUCAGAACAUUGGGAGUGGAACUAAUGCAGAUCAGAGCUUAUUCAGUGUUCUAUCUCAUUGUAACCAAUUACGUUCAAGUAGCCCUUAUCAUCCAGUAGCUUCCACUGAGCAGUUCAUUCCCCCUAGGAACUAUGGAAUGCCGAGUGGGGUUACUCCAAGGAUUGGAAAUGUUUUACCGCAAGCAGCUCAUGCACUUGAUUACUUGGGUGGGCGUGAAGCAACUACUUCGAUGAUGCAUGAUGGGAUGCAAUGGAUGAACUUGCCCCAUCAGAACUCUGGUUUACAUGAUCCAAUGGGGAAGCCAUUCUUGAGUGGCGGGGGAACAAGAGUUGUCAAAUACCAGAUGCAUGUAGAAAGGAAAGGUGACUUGCUAUACGGUUCAGAAUAUUUUGAGAUUCCGUUGGAGGGCAAGAGAUGUGAGGUUACUGGAGAUUCACAGAAGACAAAAGUGCAGAGCUGGUGA